Microthlaspi erraticum is the source of this 453-nucleotide messenger RNA. The record is from the annotation of a GenBank genome assembly. NCBI's taxonomy places the organism in Eukaryota, Viridiplantae, Streptophyta, Magnoliopsida, Brassicales, Brassicaceae.
AUGGAGCGUGGAAAGAGGGUUAUGCAGCCUGAAGAAGAUUUUGAUCUAAACAUGAUGCCGGAAGAGUAUAUGAAUGCGAAGAAGGCUAGGAUAUUCAAACUUGGAGAUAAUGUGAAAGAAUUAUCGAAAACUCAGACUGUCUUUAAUAAGGAGAAAGAAGACGAAUGUGAGACGGUGAAGAAGGCUAAGAUUUUUGAAAUUGAAGCUGCACUCGAUCAUAUGAUGCUAACAUCGACAAGGGAGACAUACCGUAAUAAGGAGUUGAAGAAGAAUCUGAUAGAGUACAUCGAAGAAAACGAGAUGCCUGUUAAAGUCAAAGAACUGAAAAAAGAAAAAGAUCAAAACUUAUUGUGGGAAUCGAUAAUUAUUAUGAAAGAAUUGGUUGGUAUGGAUCCAGAGGCUACCUCAUCUCAAUCGGGGAUCUCAGAUAAUAAUAAUAAGAAUAUAGAGUAG